Brassica napus (rape) is the source of this 1434-nucleotide messenger RNA. Its product is annotated as mitochondrial inner membrane protein OXA1. The transcript has 5 exons. Lineage: Eukaryota; Viridiplantae; Streptophyta; Magnoliopsida; Brassicales; Brassicaceae. Bases 294 to 1205 code for a protein of 303 amino acids. The record is from RefSeq and is a predicted model, not a curated record.
UUGCGGUCGUACGGGAUAAAGAUGAAUAAAAUAGUUUACUAUAUAGUUUUAGAAAGUGUAUGAUUACAUAUUUUCAGGGUUUUUACAACAAAUCUUCCCUAGUCAAUUGACCUCAGUAUAGACAUGCAGCAUGCAAAGGGUCCUUCUUCUCUCUAAACCCUAAUCGUCGGUGAAUUCUGAUCCCAAAACGAUUUCGCCUUUAAUCGUAAACCUACGCAAACCCUAAAUCUGGGAUUUUAUUUCUUCCUCUGUAAAACCUAAUUUGUCUCUCUGUUUGAGGCGAAUCCGAUUCGAUGUCACUCGUCCGUUGCUUAUCCCUCAGAUCGGUGCUUAACGCUCGCCGUUACCGAUCAUCUUAUGCUUGUCUUGUCCCCUUCAACUCUCGUCGCGAUGAAGAAGAAGAAGAAGAAGCUACACGCCGAUUUCCAGAAACUCGGAGUUACCACAGUUUCAUCCACCACCAGAGCUCGUUAAUUGGUGGUGUCUCAAACUUCUCCCGCAAUCGCUCUUCCUUCCACUCUCCCGCGAUUCCGUCUCAUCGCACCAUUUCGACCUUCAACUUCGCUGGCGCGAUCGGAACUGUUGAAAUCCUCACCGAUUGGGUUUUGAAAUCUGCGGUUUCUAAUGUCCAUGCUUUACACAAUGUUGCUGAUGCUCUUGCUUCACUUCAACACUUGCUUGCCUUGCUCAAUGCUUUCACAUUUUCUCAAUGGUGGGUGUGUAUCAUCGUCACAUCGCUUUUGAUUCGGGGAGUGACGAUUCCGGUUAUGAUUGAUUGGCUAAACAACAUUGCUGACUUUUUCAAGAAUGUUGGCUUGCACUCUGCUUCAGCGCAAGGGGAGGCUCUAAACAAGGCAUCACUUCUCACAAAAAGUGGAAGAGUAAUGUACACCGUGUUGGAAAAGGAGUUUCUUGGAGUGAAAGGAUCAAUCAGUGGCAAGGGCAUUCAGGUUCCUGUCUUCUGGCUUUCCACUGCAGAGUUAAGACAAAACAUGGCUGGGAUUCUUGUUUCCUGUCUUCGUGGUAAGACAUUUUCAGCGGAACUAAUCAGGAACAGAGUCUUGAGCAAAGGACGCUUAGUGAUAGUCGUUGGUGAUGGAUUCGGCCUUGAAAUCCAAAUCUUCGAUCUUGAUUUCUCUCUUAUCCUCAGGCGUCGUCAAGUCCAGAAACAGGCUCAGCAAUACCAUCAGUAUCUAUUGGAGUAGCAGGGAAACUAAUGCGACAAUGACAUAAAGCUACGAUUUAAUAACUUCGGAUUUCAUUCAGCAAUAAUUAUUUUUAUUUCUUUAUUUGUUGUUGGUUGAAAUUGAUUUCGUAACCUAUUGCGUAUUGAUGUUUACCUGUUGAUGAAGCAUGCGCAAUUUGUGAACAAAGCGUGUCUGGACUUUAGAGGACUCGAAAACUUUGGGAAAAUACUAAUAAUCAUUCUUAUUA